AGAAGGGACUGUGAAAUGGUGGUAAAGCCCUCAGUGCUCUGGUCCCAGAUUUCCGGCGGGGAAGCGUCGCUCUCGGGAAGUUGUUCCUGGAAGAGAAAGGGCCGGGGGUCGAGCUCAGGCUGCUAGAGUUGCUGCAUGGCGCUGCCAGGUGGAAAUAAAGAUAACAUCAGGGCAGGGUGCAAGAAAUGUGGUUAUCCUGGUCAUCUGACGUUCGAAUGCCGUAAUUUUCUCCGAGUGGAUCCCAAAAGAGACAUUGUGCUAGAUGUCAGCAGCACAAGCAGCGAGGACAGUGAAGAGGAGGAACUGGGGAAACUGCAAGCUGUCCCAGAAAAACAGAGUAUUGGUGAGGAAGAAGACAAGAAGAAGGUCAAAAAGAAGCAUAAGGAAAAAUCAAAAUUAAAGAAAGCAAAGAAAAGGUCUCAUUCUUCAAGUGCCACAGAAGAGGAUGAGCCUAAAUCGAAAAAACAAAAAUCCCACAAAAAGGAAAAGAAGAAGGAAAAAAAGAAUAAAUCCAAGAAAAGAAGACAUCACCACAAAAAGGGGAAGAAGAAGCAGAAGAAGGGGGGAGAUUCUUCAUCCUCUGAUAGUUCUGACUCUUCCAGCAGUGACUGAGAAGCAAAACUAGGAUAAUGUGGAUUCAUUCCAGUUCAUAUUGUGAACCAGUUAAUAUAUUUUUUUACUGAAAAAAAUGUUAUUUAUAAAUAUGUCUCUCGCUUAUAUAAACUACUUUUCAAAGCUCAAAGAAA
Messenger RNA from Anolis sagrei ordinatus, 746 nucleotides. RefSeq names its product SREK1 interacting protein 1 (gene SREK1IP1). Lineage: Eukaryota; Metazoa; Chordata; Lepidosauria; Squamata; Anolidae. Gene Ontology annotation, molecular function: nucleic acid binding; zinc ion binding. The record is from RefSeq and is a predicted model, not a curated record.